This is a messenger RNA of Zasmidium cellare ATCC 36951, 3738 nucleotides long. RefSeq lists its product as uncharacterized. The transcript has a single exon. The record is from RefSeq and is a predicted model, not a curated record. Lineage: Eukaryota; Fungi; Ascomycota; Dothideomycetes; Mycosphaerellales; Mycosphaerellaceae. The coding region runs from base 1 to 3738 and encodes 1245 amino acids. Gene Ontology annotation, biological process: transcription-coupled nucleotide-excision repair. Gene Ontology annotation, cellular component: nucleus. Gene Ontology annotation, molecular function: ATP-dependent chromatin remodeler activity; ATP binding.
AUGGCGGCACCAUCAGAGCCAGUGCACCAGACACCGGAUCUUAGCGAAGAACAGAACGGCACCUCGACUAGCGCAGACGAGCCACAACACAACCCCUACGUUGAUGAAGACGAGAAUCCUCUGGUUGAAGGCGACGAAGCAGCGCAACUGGCAGCUCUGGGCGCAGGCGUACGGGAUCAAGAUGACCUCGAGCGAGAUAUUGGACAGCAAGCCGAUCAGCUGCUGGCAGAACAGGCAGAUGAGAGGGACCAGAAGCGUCUCGACAAGGCGACCAAAGAAAAAGACCAACUACAAUCUGGCAUACGUGUGCUGGAGAAGAAGUUGUCUGAGUUCGGUACCAAGCCCACCAAGGACAAAUAUCGCUCAGAGAUUGCCCAUUACAAUGCCUUAAUCGCAAACCAUGACAGAGACAUCGAACAGAUCAAGCGGCGAAUGAACGAUCGUCACCAGCACGAAGGCACUCAAGACGGCGAUGAGAAUGCCGCCAACAAACGCCAGCCAGGCGAGAGUCAUCGCGAAUUCCUGAUCCGAACUGGAAAGAUCACACCUUUCUCCAAGAAAGGCACCAAGCUGCUGAAGACUUCAUCGAGUCUCGGGGAUGUUUUGCUCGAUGCAGAAGAGGAGGAUGAAAGCGGCGAAAUGGAAGAGGAAGACGAAGCCGAGGAGACUGGUGGUCAGGCGCAGCCAAUGUCACAUCGAAACUUGCUUGCACCUGGCUUUGACCAAGAGGACACCAGCGCUGCAGGAAGUACGGCGGGAGACACAGAAGAUGAUGCCGCACUGGCUCGCAGAUUGCAAGACGAGGAGUUUGCAUCGGAGCGGCCAGCCAAGCGUCGGCGACUUGCCACCAGACGACAAGCGAGGGGAGUGUCAGAGGAAGCGAGCCCAGCUGCAGAUGACUCAGAUGCAUACGUGCCUGGUGCAGAUGCGGUACACGUAUCAGCUGAUGAUCUUGACGAGGAAGACGACGCGCCACUGAGUACAACCCCUGGAAUCAAGCGGAAGGGCAAGCAGAAAGCGAGAAGAGAUGCGGAUGCAGAGCAGGAAGACUUGGCAGGUAUCGAUGACGGCAAUGAGGAUGUCUAUCAAUCGAGACUUCAGAGCUGGAUCGAGAGGCGCAGAGCUGCCCGGCAACGUUUUCAAGACCGCAAUGCGUCGAAUUCGGCAGACGAGAUCAAAGCCGAAGACGAAGGCGGUCCUACGGUUCAAGAAGAGGAUGAAUGGCGUAUGCCUCAUCCCAACCGCACGGAUGCCAUAUUCGAUGGUGGAUAUCGUGUGCCCGGCGACAUCUACCCUUCGCUUUUCGACUACCAAAAGACAGGAGUACAAUGGCUCUGGGAGUUGUAUUCGCAGCAAGUUGGCGGAGUCGUUGGUGAUGAGAUGGGUCUUGGGAAAACGAUCCAGGUCAUUUCAUUCCUUGCCGGCCUGCACUACUCUGGCAAGCUCACCAAGCCUGUCAUUGUUGUGUGUCCCGCGACGGUGAUGAAGCAGUGGGUGAACGAGUUCCAUCGAUGGUGGCCGCCACUUCGAGUCUCGAUCUUGCAUACUUCCGGCAGCGGCAUGCUCGAUGUUAAGAGAGAGGCACGCAUCGAGGACGACCUUGAAGAUGACUCGUAUACUCGGAAGAGUACACAGAGCAAAGGACACAAAUCUGCGAAGCGCAUUGUGGAUAGAGUCAUUCGAGAUGGCCAUGUGCUAGUCACGACGUACUCUGGACUUCAGACAUAUGCCGAGCUCCUCAUUCCCACAGACUGGGAAUAUGCAGUACUGGAUGAGGGCCACAAGAUCCGCAAUCCCAACACUGCAAUCACCAUCUACUGCAAGGAGCUUCGUACGCACAAUCGAGUGAUACUUUCAGGAACUCCUAUGCAGAACAAUUUGACGGAGCUAUGGUCGCUCUUUGACUUCGUCUUUCCGAUGAGGCUCGGUACACUGGUGAACUUCAAGAGUCAGUUCGAGAUACCGAUCAAGCAAGGUGGAUACGCGAACGCAUCGAACCUUCAGGUCGAGACGGCAAUGAAGUGUGCCGAGACGUUGAAAGACACGAUCUCGCCAUACUUGUUGCAGAGAUUCAAGAUCGAUGUUGCUGCUGAUCUGCCGAAGAAGAGUGAACGUGUGCUCUUUUGCAAGCUUACCAAGCUGCAACGUGAUGCCUAUCAAUGGUUUCUCAACUCGGAAGACAUGAAGUCUAUCAUGGCUGGGAAGCGUCAGGCAUUGUAUGGUGUUGACAUACUCCGCAAGAUCUGCAAUCAUCCAGAUCUUGUCGACCACAAGACUCUGUCCAAGCAAGGUGGUUAUACGUACGGCAUUGGCACAAAGUCCGGGAAGAUGCAGGUGGUGAAAGCGCUCUUGGAGAUCUGGAAACGCAACGGCCACAAGACGCUGCUUUUUGCGCAGCAUCGAAUCAUGCUCGACAUCUUGGAAAAGUUCGUCGCGGGAAUGGAGGGUUUCAAUUACCGUCGCAUGGAUGGCAAUACCUCGAUCAAAGACCGCCAGGAUCUCGUCGACGAGUUCAACAAGGACCCCAAUCUACACGUGUUCCUGCUCACCACGAAAGUUGGUGGACUGGGCGUGAACCUUACGGGAGCUGAUCGAGUCAUCAUUUAUGAUCCUGAUUGGAAUCCAUCAACGGAUGUACAAGCACGCGAGCGAGCAUGGCGACUCGGUCAGAAACGUGAAGUAGAGAUCUACCGUCUGAUGACUGCUGGGACGAUUGAGGAGAAGAUAUAUCACAGACAAAUCUUCAAGCAGUUCCUCACCAACAAGAUUCUGCGAGAUCCGAAGCAGAGACAAACGUUCCAGCUUCGUGACUUGCACGAUCUUUUCACCUUGGGCGAUCCAAUGGCGAAUGGCGAGACCGAGACGGGAAGUAUCUUCAAAGGCACAGAAGUGCAGCUAUCUGGGAACGUCGGAUCGAAACAAGAUCAACCCUUACCGACGCCGCCAGAUGAGAGCGAGAAGGCGAAAGAAGGCGCUGCCAUUAAGGAUGUUUUUGGCAUCUCGAGACAGGAAGAUUUCCAAGGGAAUGAAGAUGAAAAGCAGGCCGAGAACGGCGGCGAGCAGAAGGAAGACCGCGUUCUAUCAUCCAUCUUCGCGCGAACAGGUGUACAAGGCGCUCAGGACCACGACGCCAUCAUCAAUGGCCGCAAGACCGUUCGAGCUGAUCCCGUAAUGAUCGAGCGCGAGGCGAAGAAGGUCGCCGCUCGAGCAGCCAAGGAACUCGAACGUGCGGGAGAGUUGGCACGUGCUGUCCCUGCUGGAACCGUCACCUGGACUGGCCUUCACGGCACCGCAGGUCGCGACCCUUCGCCUCCUCGUCGCGGCGGUAUGCGCGGAGGUCGAGGAGGUGGCGCCACAAGAGGAGGCCCAUCUUCCGCCUCCGUGCUCGCGAAUCUGCAAAACCGCCACAUCGGCGGCGCAUCUUCUUCAGCAGCCGCCGUUGCAUCUGCCGACUCCAGUCGCUCGACAACACCCGCACGAGGAGGCCGAGCCAACGCGAACGGACCACAGCCCAAAGGCGUAGACUUUCUCAAGCUCAUACGUGAUUACCUGGUGUCGCACGGCGGCUCGGCCUACACGCAGAUGCUGAUUGAUCACUUCAACCGAUACUGUCGGACGGAACAGCGCACGGCGGAGUUUCGGGAGAUGCUCAAGACGAUUGCGGUGAUGGAGAAGGGCGGGCGCGGGAGGGCGAAGUGGGUGUUGAGGGAGGAGUAUCGUCCUCCGCCUGCUGCGUGA